Molecule: messenger RNA, 1246 nt
Organism: Paramecium pentaurelia
Lineage: Eukaryota; Ciliophora; Oligohymenophorea; Peniculida; Parameciidae
Source: the annotation of a GenBank genome assembly
AUGGGAUCAUUUUCAUGUACGCAAAUAGAAAAGUCAGAAAUUAAUUUUAAUAGGUUGACAUUGGAUUUCAAUAAACAAGAAAAACCAAAGUAAGAUGAUAGAUCUCAUUCAUUUACUUAUUAAUAUGAAAUUGGUAAAUACUUAAAUGUAGGAAAGAAUCCUAAAUUAGAUGAAAUGUGGGAAGAAAAAUUAAAUUCAUUUAAAGUUUAUGAUGAACAUACUAGAACUUCAUCAAAUUAUAGAAAUUCACUUUCAACUCCUAAAAAUAUAUAAUAGUUUUUUGAAGAAUGUCCACUCAUUAAAUAUGAUUAUGAAUAUUAUAUGUUCAGAUUUUUCAUUUAAGAGAAAUAUGAAUUUAAAUAAUACGGAUUAAUUGGUCUUCCUUAAAAAUAUAGAUGGGCAUAUUGGAAAGUUAUCACUUUACAAAAAGGCAUAAUUAAUAAAAAAAUAGAUUCUUAAAUAAGUGAUGCAUCUGAUUGUAUAAAGAAAGACAUAAAUAGAACCUUAAUUAGUGAUGUAUUCAAAGAGGAGUCUGUUAUUUUAAAAUUAGAUUAUGUACUUACAAAUUUAGCUAGUUUAUAUCCUAAAGUAGGAUAUUGUCAAGGAAUGAAUUACAUUGCAGGUAUCUUAUUAAUUUAUUAAUUUAAUAGCUUUAUUUUUGAUGGUGUCAGGAGUUAAAGAAUAAGAAACUGUUUGUGUUUUUGCUGAAUUACUUGAUUCUUCUUUUUAUAUGUUUAAUCUUUUAUUUAAAGAUGAUUUACCUUUACUAUUCAUUAUGGAGGAAAUUAUUAUGAAUUUGAUAUAAGUUAAAUUACCAAAGGUAUAUGAUCAUUUUAUCAAUUACAAUAUAUCUCCUUCAAUUUGGAUAAGUAAGAUUUUAUUAAGUGGAUUUGUAUACUUAUUUGAUUUGUUAGAUUGUGUUUUAUUUUGGGAUUAUAUUUUUAUUAAGGGAACUGUAUUAGGAUACACAAAUCUUAUAAUGGCAAUGGUUACAAUUCAUAAAGAUGCUUUAUUGACUAAAGAUGAAGCUGAUCUUUCUACAUUUUUUAAUUUUCAAGACUAAAAAAUAAGAUGUGCAGAGAAUAUAAUUAAAUAAGCCUUAGUUAAACCAAUAGAGGAAAAGGAAAUAAGAAGGAUUAUGAGAAAAACAGAUAAAAAAUUAGAUUUAGUUGAAUUAUUUAAGUUCUUUGGGAAGGAGGGAUUUGAAAAGCUUUAUUAGAAAUUCUCAAAAGGGAUUACAAAAUGA